Messenger RNA from Cheilinus undulatus (humphead wrasse), 3091 nucleotides. It is a transcript of the gene best2, whose product is annotated as bestrophin 2. The coding region runs from base 945 to 2837 and encodes 630 amino acids. The transcript has 10 exons. Gene Ontology annotation, molecular function: chloride channel activity. Lineage: Eukaryota; Metazoa; Chordata; Actinopteri; Labriformes; Labridae. The record is from RefSeq and is a predicted model, not a curated record.
ACGGGGGAUAACUCCUCACUAUUAUCAACAAUAAUACUUUUGGAAUAACGUUUUUUUCCCAAGAGUUAUUUAAACAUUUACUCAAUGCAAAAUAAAGGAACAAAGAUACCCUAGGGCAAAACAACUUGGCCAUAUAUUCUUCCAGGAUUUCUUUGACUUCUUGGUUAUCAGAUACAGCAAGUGUGUCUACUUAGUUACUUGUUCUGUUGACACGUAAAAGGGAAUUUCUUUGGACAAACUGUUCUGGUGGGACAGUGCAUUUGUGAGCAAGUGGGGUUUUGGUGAUCAACUUAGAGAUUUGCUUCUCCUGGGAGGAAUAAAACCUGUUGAAAGGGACCAAGUGAAAAGGCAUUCCCUGUCCAUUGUUUUAAGGUGUAUAGUUUUGUAGUUCUUUAGGAUGCAACAUGUGGCCUAUUAUUGUACACUUGUAACCGGGAACUUGGUUGUUGUUUUCAUAUCACUUAACACGAAAGUUUGCUAUGCUCCACUUGCUCCAGUUUCAUAAUUCCCUACUGUACUAUACGGUCCUGUGCUCUCCUUGUGCCCCGGCACUGCGGCCUGUCGCUUGUGGUCCAUCACCAAGCAGCGCUGUCCCGGUCGGGGGCCGCGCUAACGAGCUCCUCCUCCUCGUUUUGGGGAUUUACCCCGGGGCGCACUGACCACUGGACACACCGAGAAGGCUCCGAGGAUUACUGACAUGCAACCAACCGAGCCUCAAGUUAACCGAGCUGACGCCAGGGGAUAUCAGAGUUGUGAGCUCUUACUAGACACGCCGCUGGUGAGCUCAGACAGUGGCACUGAGAGCACUACAGUGAUGAGUGAAAAUAUGAAUCCACUUCUCCAGUGGUGCCAAUUACAGUGAUACUGUGAGCCAUUGGCACGUCUAUCAAGAAAGAAAACUACUAACGCUGUUAUAUUGACGUUCCAACACCUGGUUGUUACCAAUGACUGUGACAUACACAGCCAGAGUGGCAAACGCCCGUUUUUGUGGUUUCUCCAAGCUGCUUUUGGCCUGGAAAGGAAGUAUUUACAAGGUGUUGUACAAAGAGUUCCUUGCUUUCUUCGCUAUGUACACGGCCAUCAGCAUCACUUACAGAUGCUUCCUGUAUGAGGACCAGAAGAGAUAUUUCGAAAAGCUGGCAAUUUAUUGCAACCACUACGCCAGUCUCAUCCCUAUGUCGUUUGUACUGGGUUUCUACGUCACCCUGGUGGUGAACAGGUGGUGGAACCAGUACACCAGCAUCCCGCUCCCUGACAGGCUCAUGUGUGUCCUAUCAGGGGGCCUCCAGGGGACUGACGAGCGAGGCCGCCUGCUGAGACGAACCAUGAUGCGUUAUGCCAGUCUGUCUGCUUUGCUCAUCCUCCGCUCUGUCAGCACGGCUGUUUUCAAACGUUUCCCCACCAUGGAUCAUGUGGUUGAGGCUGGAUUCAUGUCAAGAGAGGAGAGAAAGAAGUUUGAGGGUCUUCACUCUCCUUAUAACAAAUACUGGAUCCCCUGUGUUUGGUUCACCAACCUGGCAGCUGUGGCCCGCUGCGAGGGGAGGAUCAAAGAUGAUCACACACUCAAACUACUUUUGGAGGAGCUCAAUGCAUUCAGAGGGAAGUGUAGCAUGUUAUUUCAUUACGACAUGAUCAGUGUUCCCCUAGUCUACACUCAGGUGGUGACAUUGGCAGUUUACAGUUUUUUCCUGGUGUGUCUAAUUGGUCGCCAAUUCCUGGACCCUAAUCAAGGCUACCCAGGUCAUGAUCUGGACCUUUACAUUCCCAUCUUCACCCUGCUGCAGUUCUUCUUUUAUGCUGGGUGGCUAAAGGUUGCAGAGCAGCUGAUUAACCCUUUCGGAGAAGAUGAUGAUGACUUUGAGACCAACUGGCUGAUAGACAGAAAUUUCCAGGUGUCUAUGAUGGCAGUGGAUGAGAUGUAUGGAGAUUUGCCAGUGAUGGAGAGAGAUCGUUACUGGAAUGACUCCAACCCAAGACCCCCCUACACAGCUGCCACUCUGUUUGUCCUCCGUAAACCUUCUUUUCAGGGGUCCACCUUUGACAUGGCGAUCCCUAAAGAGGAGAUGCACUUCCAGCCUUUGGAGGACAUCGCUGAGAACCUGGAAGAGUCGGGCAGUCGUCACCCCAAUAUGGCCCUCUUCAACCGCUUGCUCAAUGUAGCUCCUUCCCCCACUGGCCUCAUGGGAGGGGCUCUUCGUCGCACCUCAGCACAACUGCAGAGACUACGCCACUCCCCCAGCAUUGACCAGUGCACCAGCGAUGAUGAUGAUGACAAUGAAAGUGUUAAAAUAGGUAAAGGUGGCUCUCUGCCCUCUGGGCUUGGGCAGGACACUCAGAGCACUGUCUGUAGUUUCAGAGAGGAAAAGAAUGCCACAACGCCUCUGCUGGAGAUUCAAUUUGGCGCAGUGCAGGAGAGGCAAGAAGGGCUCCCUGUUGUCAAUGAGAAGAAGGAGGUGACUGAAGUGGAGGAGAGGAUUAAUAAAGAGUGGGAGAUGACAGGGAACCAAGAAAAACAAGAGAAUUCAAGGGAGCGUAACCAAAGUGUAUCGUUGCUUCUUCCUCCCCCUCAGUUCUCCAGAGAGAAGACCAUGCGACCUACCUCUGCCAUCUCUCCCUUUACCUCCCGUCAUCCCUCUGCUUUUCUGUUUCACCCGUCUGUCCACUCCAGUCUAGAGCACUGCAGCUCCCAGCCGGCUAUCAACCAAAACAGGGCUGUGCCCACUAUUCCCAAGCCCCCCUUUGGUGGGAGCAAAAUGUCCUUCCUCACUGUACCAUCGUAUGAUGAACCUCAGCGUUUCCGGAGUGUGAGCAUGGGAUCAGAGCUGACUGGGUCUUAAGGCUGUUCAAUUUGUUGGUAUUUAAUGUCCUGGGGAGAAAAAAAAGUUGAACUUUUGACUAUUUCAAACUCUAAACUUGAUUCAAAACAAGCUUUCAUGUGUGAAAUAAGUCAUAGAUCUGUAACUGUGCUCAAGAUUAAUCAAUAUGUGUAGCACUUUUGGAGCAGAAGGUUGUCACCUCUUGAUACUUAGAGUACAUAUAUUCACAGCUUUUGUUAACAUUAUAUCAGAUAAGUAAAAGUUUUUAAGUUUUU